UUUAAUUUUACCUACUCUUAGUUAUCACGUACUUAUCAUCUUGAUUAGUACUCAUAACCAGAGAUAUUACCAUAUAUAUAUAUAUAUUUUAUCACAGUGUAUUUGAUGUGUAUAUACGUAUAUAAUGAUAAAAGAAAAUUGAGAAGUCAAAUCAGCAAGUGAAAGAAAACGUAUGUAAAAGAAUCAGCUUCUAGGAGAAAGAGACAUCCUACUUCACCCAUCCUCUCCUUCAUUACUUCUCUUUCAAGUCAAACAACCAAGUUUUACAACCCACUGACCCUCCUCUCAUCUCUCUUCACCUUCUCCCUCUUCUUCUUCUUUUUUACAGUCUUUAAUGGCGAACAAGCACAGAAAACUAUUCCCAACUUUAGCCAACGCAAACCAUUCCAUCCCUUGCCAAGAUUUCUGUGACCCACCUUGCUCUUACAACUGCUAUCCAUACCCAGACUAUAACGACAUCCUCCCCCCGCCGGCUCUUCUCUCAGACGUUGAUCGUGUUGACCAAAGUCCACACAUCUCUCCCUACGUCAUCGUCAUUGUCGCUUUACUCGCCAGCUUCUUCCUCUUUGUCAGUUACUACGUUAUUAUAGCCAAAUCCUGUUGCGGUUGGUGCAGUUCCAGGAGUUAUACUACUACUCCAUCGGAAAACAGAGACGAGGAUUUUCUCGAUGAGAACCAAGUUGAUCAUCCCAUCUGGUUUGUCGCCACCGUCGGUUUGCAGCCGGCGAUUAUAAACUCCAUCACCGUCUGCCGGUAUAAAAGAGGUGAAGGGUUGGUCGACGGCACGGAUUGUUCAGUUUGCUUGAAUGAGUUUCAAGAAGAUGAUACUCUCAGAUUGUUGCCGAAAUGCAACCACGCUUUUCAUAUUGCUUGUAUUGACACUUGGCUAAGGUCUCACACCAAUUGUCCCCUGUGUCGAGCACAUAUAGUCACCGCCCCGGCGAGUUCUCGUCCGACGCCGGUGGAGCGGAGUUCGGAAAAUUCGAGUACGAUUGUCAAUACCCAGAUGGAGGAUUCCGGGAAUGAUCGAGAUUUUAACGAGAAUCCGGAGAGAAAUGGAGAGAACUAUGAGAACCGAACAGAAACAGAGAGUCGGCGUGAGAUAAUACCGCAGGUUGGUGAUGGGAAACUUCUGAAUGAAGCCAUGAAUUCUAUCGAAAACGGCCGUUAUCAAGCUGUGAAAAAGGAGAUUCGACCAAUGAGGAGAUCUGUGUCAAUGAAUUCCUCAAGAGCUUCACCGCUGGUUAUCGGCGUCUCCAGUUUAUUCCUUGUUUCAUCUGGAGAAGAAAACAUAAACCUACUUGAUGAUCACGAAGAAGAUGACAGAGAGAAAGUAGCAAGUACAGGGAGCCCAUUAAAGCAAGAAGGUAAGUACUUGAGCAAAUUUAGAGAGAAAGCAGGGGCAUCUUCAAUAGCUCAACGGCUUCACAGAGGACCUGUUUCCAUGAAAAGAUCGUUCUCGUGUGGAGGAAGGUUUUUGUCGUCAAGACAUCAUCGAAGUCUGAAUGCAAUCUUUCCCCUGUAGAUUCUCCAGUCCUGGUUAGGAUUUUGGACAAUGUAGUUCAGACAUUGAAAGGAGAGAUCCGGGUGAUUUUAAAGCUCAAGAGUUAAUGUUUAAGUUGAGCCGUGGAAGAAAUAAGAAAGAUGAAGUCGUCUCUGGUUCAGACCAAUAAGACUGAGCUGAUGCCAGGAAUCCAUAUACAAGGCCCAAUCUAGUAGGAUAUAUGGGUCAAAAAAAUCUAUGCAGCCCACUCAAUAAAAGUAGGCCCAUUAGUUUGGCAUUGCCCAUCUAA
This is a messenger RNA of Carica papaya (papaya), 1793 nucleotides long. Its product is annotated as RING-H2 finger protein ATL54-like. Gene Ontology annotation, biological process: protein ubiquitination. Gene Ontology annotation, molecular function: transferase activity. The record is from RefSeq and is a predicted model, not a curated record. NCBI's taxonomy places the organism in Eukaryota, Viridiplantae, Streptophyta, Magnoliopsida, Brassicales, Caricaceae.